AUGUCAGCAGAAGAAAAGAAGUCACCCUCUGGUGAAUUAAAUGAAGAUGAAACUCAAGUAUUGUUUCCCUUGGAAAUAAUCGACAAAUCUAUUGGUCAUAAAAUUCAUGUGUUGAUGUCGAACGACAGAGAGUAUAAAGGAACAUUGAUAGGGUUCGAUGAUUUUGUAAAUAUAGUGUUGGAGAAUGUGCAAGAGUUAGAUUCAGAUGGCCCAAAGGAAAAACAAGUUAAAAGGAUGCUUUUGAAUGGAAGUCACAUAACUAUGAUUGUACCUACUUUGGCUUAG
This is a messenger RNA of Priceomyces carsonii, 285 nucleotides long. RefSeq names its product RNA-binding protein. Gene Ontology annotation, cellular component: U6 snRNP; Lsm1-7-Pat1 complex; U4/U6 x U5 tri-snRNP complex. Gene Ontology annotation, molecular function: RNA binding. The coding region runs from base 1 to 285 and encodes 94 amino acids. The record is from RefSeq and is a predicted model, not a curated record. The transcript has a single exon. Gene Ontology annotation, biological process: mRNA splicing, via spliceosome. NCBI's taxonomy places the organism in Eukaryota, Fungi, Ascomycota, Pichiomycetes, Serinales, Debaryomycetaceae.